AUGAUUCUGCAACGCCUAACCGCCCCCAACGAGGUAGAAAACAGUGAAGUACCCAAUAAUAACUCCCGUAGGAUUGACAACGACGCUGAGCUUAGUCAAAUAGGGGGUCAACAGAGAAGCCAUUACCAUCGAUUUCUUGAACAGAAUACCACCGGGCUCCGUGGAGAUACCUCUGGUUAUGUUGGCGACAAGACUGAGGACGUCACUCAUUUCGAUCUACAGAUGCAAGAUAUGAGAGCUAGGGUUGAAGACGUCAUGCAAGCGAUGAAAGUGAAAGGCCAGGCCGCAGUGAAUGAUCUGGUACAGAAGACCAACCUAACAUUUAGCCUAGCUGUUAUGAGUUGUCCUCUACCUAGCAAAUUCAAGAUGCCAACUCUUGAGAGCAUCGAUGGGACGCAGGACCCUCUCGAUCAUUUGGAGAUUUACAAAGCUCUUAUGUAUUUGCAAGCCGUACCGGACGAGAUUAUAUGCAGGGCUUUCCCUACCACACUAAAGGGACACUUCAUCGCUGGGCAGAGGCACAGGAGACCAGCAACACACUUAUUGAAUGUGAAGCAGCAGAAGGAAGAGCCUCGUUGUGAUUACAUAAGUCGUUUUAACACUGAAAUGCUACAGGUGGACGACAAGGUUGCCCUCACAGCUUUUAUGGGAGGACUACAGACCUCUAAGUUCCUAUUCUCCUCGUCAAAAGAAGCCCCUACGAGUAUGGCAGAGUUGAUGGUUAGAGCGCGGAAGCACAUGAACGCUGAGGAUAUUAUGAAUGCACGAAAAAACAAAGAUGGUGAAGAUAAGAGGUCAAAUAAAAAGAGGCCAGCACCUAGCACCAGGGAGGAAAAUGAAUCAAAGUACAAGAAAUUCUCAGGCAGCCAGGCUGACAGACCGUCUCGUCGUCCGGUCUUUCUGCAGAUUCAAGAUGACUCACCAUUGAAAUGGCCGCCAAAGUUAAAAGCUGAUCCAACAAAGAGGUCUCGACGUAAAUACUGUAGGUUCUACUGGGACUAUAGACAUAACACAGAAGAUUGUUUCGACCUCAAAAACCAGAUCAAAAACCUUCUUCGCAAGGGUCAUUUACGCAGAUUCAUGACUAAGAAUGGAAGAAGAGAGGUGAAUGAAGUUAGAGUGACAAUUCUUCCAACAAAAUUACUGCGAGUUGAGAAACCGGACAUAUUUUCUGAAGAAGGUGACAAGCGAAUUCACCAGGCCCAUAAUGAUCCUUUGGUAUUUUCCAUGGUCGUCUCUAAUUUCACUGUUCAACGAAUACUUAUUGACAAUGGCAGCUCAGCUGACAUAUUAUUCAUUGAGGUGUUCGACAAAUUGAAAAAUUAG
Molecule: messenger RNA, 1326 nt
Organism: Cornus florida
Lineage: Eukaryota; Viridiplantae; Streptophyta; Magnoliopsida; Cornales; Cornaceae
Exons: 4
Coding region: 1-1326 (441 amino acids)
Source: RefSeq, a predicted model, not a curated record